GUUUCCAGAGGGUGGAGACGGUGAACAAUGAGUGAGCUGACUGGUAGGACCAGCAGAGGUCCAACAUCUGAAUCCCCCCCCUCUCCUCCUCCCCAACUGUGGCGUCCCGCCGGACAGACAGACGGAUCAGACAGACCGAGCGCGCGCAGGACGCUGACAGCUGAGCGGAGUUCAGGCGGAGUGGGAGCAUGCAGAUUUGUUUCUGCACACUGCAGAGAUCAGAGCGCUGCCUGAGCAUCCUGCUGAGCGCGGAUGUGAAUGAAUGGGCUCCUCUCACGCUGAUCUGGGUCAUGCGGACCGCCGGAGGAGCGCGAGAUAAAGACGCAGCCUCCUUACGCCUCCUGGCUGGUUGAGGAUGCGCCGGACGCGUCAGCUGGGAUUUUGAAAGUGUUGGAGAGCAUUCCCAGGAACUCAAACCUUCACAGCUGUUCUGCUGCAAUUUGGCUUUCCUAACAAAAGGAGGAGAUCGGUUUAUUGUUUUGGUCAGAGGCUGCUCUGCUCACCGAACGGAUGCAGGACCAUGGAGGAGAGAGACAGGUCGCCAGCAGUCUGCCUCACAGCGUCAAGGCGAGCCUGUCUCUCUCUCCUUCGGGACCGGGACGAGUGGGGAGCGGCGGAGGCUCACCCACAUCUAAAGUGGGAUGUUGUGGAGGGGUGCCGGUGGAAGACAUGGAGGCGUUGGCCAUCACUUCCCUAUCGGCGGCAGAUGUGGCCAAGCAGUACGAGCACAUCAGUGAGCUCGGGAAGGGAACCUACGGGAAGGUGGACCUGGUGGCUCACAGAACCCAGGGCACCAAAAUGGCCCUGAAGUUCGUUACCAAGAACAAGACGAAGCUCAAGAGCUUCCUGCGGGAGUACAGUCUAACAGGCUCACUCAGCUGCAGCCCUUUCAUCAUCAAAGUCCUGGACGUGCUUUUUGAGACGGAGGACAGCUACGUGUUUGGACAAGAAUAUGCCCCCGCCGGAGACCUUUUCGACAUCAUACCCCCACAGGUUGGCCUGCCAGAGGAAAUGGUCAAACGAUGCAUGCAGCAGCUCGGUUUGGCCUUGGACUUCAUGCACAGUAAAAACCUGGUCCAUCGGGACGUCAAGCCGGAAAAUGUGCUCUUGUUUGACCGAGAAUGCCGGCGGAUCAAGCUUGCUGACUUUGGGAUGACCAGGCGUGUCGGCUGCCGGGUGAAACGCGUGAGCGGCACCAUCCCUUACACGGCGCCGGAGGUGUGCCGGGCCAGCCGAGCCGAGGGUUUCCUCGUGACUACCAGUCUAGACGUGUGGGCAUUUGGCGUGCUGGUGUUCUGCAUGCUGACGGGGAAUUUUCCGUGGGAGGCGGCGUUGCCCACCGAUGCCUUUUACGAGGAGUUUCGGCGCUGGCAGAAAGCAGGGUGCCCUGUGGGAACCUACCCGUCUCAGUGGCGCCGCUUCACUGAUGACGCUUUGCGUAUGUUCCAGAGAUUGCUCUCCGCCGAGCCGGAAAAGCGCUGCGGGGUGAAGGACGUGUUCUGCUUCAUCAAGUACGAGCUGGUCAGCGAGCUCCGGCGCCGAGCCUCCUAUAGAGCAAAGAGGAACGAGCGGUCCAGCUCUGGCGUGUGCACCGGAACCUGCGCUCCCUCCUCAUCGUCUUCACGUUCUUCCCACAGACACCCAGAACCCUCCACCCCUCCAGGGACCACUUGUCUGCGCCCGGCGCCGCUCAAACGCAGCGUCCUCUCCGACCCGCUGUCUCCCAGAGAGGAGUCUGGGCAGCACCAGGCCUCGGGCCGCGACAAGAACAAAAGCCAGAUGGUGAUGGCAACAGCUAUAGAGAUCUGCGUGUGACCGCGCUCAUAUUAAUGCAGGAAAACAGAUGGCUUUUUACAAACACUUUGACGAGGUGUGAACGACUACCGCCGUGAACCUGGUGGAAAAGGAGAAGUACUUCAACCAUGAACGAGAAGCUCAGGAUCCCACCCCAGGCUGCGGAGAAAGACUCAAUCAAUCAAAACGAAGUGACAGACUGUCUCUGACUUCAACGCCAUUUAGGGUUUGAUUUGUGACCAAAGACUGCUUCCUGCAGAGAAGCCAUGCAGAUGGCGCUUCUCCGAGCUGCCACCCGUGUUCUUCUGCUCAAACACUGCGGUGGCGUUACAACUUCACUCCAUUUCUUUACACUUCAGUGUGUAUUUAGCUCCAUAACUUAGUGAAUACGAGAACUAUAACCCUUCCAGGAUCAGUAAAAAGUACAUCACAGAUGUAGCAGUUUGUGUUUUAACUGACUCAACGACAGGCGUCAACUCAGGACUCUUCCAUUAAUCUCUUCAUGUUAAAUGUUUCACCAUCAUUUUUUCCCAAGUGAAAAAGUAAAAAAAAAAGUAUCUGUGUGAGAGGGAGGUAGGAACAUGCGUCUUAAAUGCUAAAGCACAUUUUUUUUAUUGUAGUAGAACUUAGAAAAAACAUCUUGUACAUAACUGGAUAUUCCUGACGUGAUCAGGUAGUUCAACCAUGUAGCUGUGUUUUCUACCAGAGGGAAGAAUAGAAUUCUACGUGUAUUUUUGGGGUGAAACACUGUAUGUAGCAGCAAAAUAUGACAAUAAUAUAUGUAUAAGAACCAAUGAAAUGUAUAGAUGUUGAAAUAGAUACCACUGUAGCAGCUUUA
This is a messenger RNA of Oryzias melastigma (Indian medaka), 2632 nucleotides long. It is a transcript of the gene sbk1, whose product is annotated as serine/threonine-protein kinase SBK1. The coding region runs from base 511 to 1815 and encodes 434 amino acids. The record is from RefSeq and is a predicted model, not a curated record. Gene Ontology annotation, biological process: peptidyl-threonine phosphorylation; peptidyl-serine phosphorylation. The transcript has 4 exons. Gene Ontology annotation, molecular function: protein serine/threonine kinase activity; ATP binding. Lineage: Eukaryota; Metazoa; Chordata; Actinopteri; Beloniformes; Adrianichthyidae.